This is a messenger RNA of Oldenlandia corymbosa var. corymbosa, 5314 nucleotides long. The record is from the annotation of a GenBank genome assembly. NCBI's taxonomy places the organism in Eukaryota, Viridiplantae, Streptophyta, Magnoliopsida, Gentianales, Rubiaceae.
AGUGGAUUUAAUGCCGUUCUCGUAAUUGUGUAGAGAAAGUCCAAAAGAAAGUCUCAUAUAUGCAUCAUAACAUGUUCAACCCAAGUUGCUUCCUAAAUAUAUUGGCCACCUUGAAUUUCUAUGGUUAUUAUUAAAACCCCAUGAAAAAUGUCACACUCGAAUGAAACCAGAAAUUUUGGCGCGUGAUUUCUCUGAUUCAACGACUUGAGAGUUUGGCCCAAGAAAUCACUCUGCAAUUUCCAUAUCCACCAAGUAGUAAUAGGAUUUUCCAAACACUUACCUAUUAAGAUUCUAGAAAAAUAUACGAUUUUAUGAACCCAUUACUUUCAAUAAAGUAAUAAUCAAAUCAUACGCUAUAUGGUUUACCAUCUUUAUUUUAUUUAUCUAUUUCCGCUUUCUCCUUUCUUCUUCUUCUUCUUCUUCGUCAUCAAUGAUUUAUAACUUUUUGGUAAGAAUACAAGUACCAUAAAACAAAACCCCUCUUUUUUCUAAUUUCCUCUUCAUUACUUUAUUUGUAUCUUCUCUGUAAUUAUUUCAUUACCAUAUUUAUAUAACAGCCCUUCCACAGCCCGCCCCUGUUCAGUGGAGAUGGAUUUUUUUGAGAAAACAAAAGCAGUCAAAUUAAAAAGCCAUCUCGACAAGUACUUGGUGGCCGACGACGAUGAAGAAACCACCAGACAGAGCCGGAACGGCAAAGCGAGAAAAGCCCGGUGGCUAGUUGAGGUGGUUAACGGCGGCGGUGUUAUCCGGCUGAGGAGUUGCCACGGGAAGUAUUUAACGGCGACGAACGAGCCCUUCCUUCUGGGGAUGACCGGGCAUAAAGUCCACUUAACAAAGCCGGAAAACAUGAAGGAUGAGAGAAUUGAAUGGGUGCCCAUAAGGGAUGGUUUCCAAGUGAAGUUAAGGAGUUAUGUCGGGACUUAUUUACGCGCCAACGGAGGGACGCCGCCGUGGCGGAAUUCGAUCACUCACGACAAACCUCAGACGGGUUCGAGUUAUAACUGGAUUCUGUGGGAGGCGGAGGCGGUGGAGAUACCGGAGGACGAGCCUCUGAUUGAGUAUUUGUCGAUUCUGUCCAACUUGUCGUCGGUUUCCGAUGAAAUAUCCAGUUUGGAUCUCGGGUCGCCCAUGUCAACGCAUUCGGGUUUUAGUUCCCCUAGGAAAACGUCAACAACACCAAGAAAGCAGAGCUUUAACCGGAGUUCGUCUGUGAGGAUUCCGGCGAUGGAACUUUUCCACAACGCAAAGGCGGUGCGAUUGAAGAGUGUUCACAACAAGUACUUGACGGCUGAAGACGACGAGGAAUCGGUGACUCAAGACCGUAACGGCUCCUCCAAGGAAGCUAGAUGGACAGUCGAGUACGUCGAGAAUUCCGAUCAUGUUAUCCGUUUGAAAAGCUGUUACAACCGUUACUUGUCGGCCUCCAACCAGCCUUUUCUGUUGGGAAUGACUGGGCGUAAGGUACUUCAGACUCGACCUCAGAGGCUUGAUUCGUCUGUGGAAUGGGAACCCAUUAGAGAAGGGGAUCAGGUGAAGCUUAAAACUAGGUACGGACAGUUCUUGAGAGCAAAUGGCGGCCUCCCACCUUGGAGGAACUCGGUUACUCAUGAUAUUCCUCAUCGUACUUCAACUCAAGAUUGGAUUUUGUGGGAUGUUCACGUUGUCGAAAUUGUGGUUCAAUCCCCUGUUCCUAAACCGCCUCCGCCUCUGGUUCACCAUUCGGACUCUUUUGCUUCUGAUUCAACUUCUCCCUCGACUCACUCUUCCAAAUCCGCGAGUUUUUCACGACAGGAGUCUGGUGAUUCUUUGGGGAGUUCACCACCAAAAGCAGGGGAUGGGAGAUUAAUUUAUUACAGUAUUGCUGAUGAAUAUGGAGAUGUUGAUGAGGGAUUCGAGGGUCUCUCUAUUUCGUUUAAAGGGAAUGGGGUUCAAGAAUUGAGGAAAAGAUUGGAGGAAGAGACAGGUUUGGAGGAUAUUAUUGUGUGUACUAGGAGUCCUUUGAACGGGAAGCUUUACCCGCUUCGUUUGCAGCUUCCUCCAAAUAAUGCUACUAUGCAUGUUAUUGUGCUUCAAUCCUCUUCUAGAGGUAAACAUUUCACUCCGAAUUGCUCUUCAUUCAGUGUGAUCAUUUAGGAACUAAUGUUAAUGUUGAAAAUUUGAAACUGUCUUGAGUAGAACCCUCCCCCGUCAAUCAUUGUUUUCGUUUAUAUGAUUCUAAACGCAUGCGUUAAUGUUUUUUAGUGUUAUGGUCUUUGCAUAGUGUGAUCAACUUGUCAACAUUCAUUUCAAAAUAAAAAACUCAUCAACAUUUAUAGGAUGAAUGAAAUGUUUUGAAGCUUAAUUGAAGAGUUGCUUAAAAUGACUUGUGAAUGAUGGUUAGGUACCAAAUAAGAAACACACUAACUUGGGCUUUGUGUAUCAAAAAGAAUCACUCUGUGCUGCUGUCUUGUUCUAACCAAUAAGAUAAUCUUAUAUAAGCAUUAUUGGACAACCACAACAUUGUCAACCGAUGAAAACUAUAAAAUCAGCUUUAUGGAAAUUGGUAAAAUAGAAUAUCGUCGAACCUCUUUAACUCAUUGCUUCUCUUUGAUGUAUCAGCUGCUAGAAGCCUUACCUAGCCAAUGAUCAUGGUGAAGUGAGUUUUGAAGUUUGGUGCCCGCUCAAUCGGCACAAGUAGCCGCACUGUGAUUAUACUACUCCGCAUAUUUUGGAGCUGCAUUGGGAUUGGUAUUGGUAUUGCCGCAUGUUUGGCACAAGUUUGGAGCCGAGACCAUGAUAUUAUAUUGAAUCUUUGAUAAGUUUUGUAAAUAUAGGCCUCAUUUUGGGAUUCAGAAGCAGUAAGUUUGUCCCUUCUCUUUUUUUGGUAUGGAGGAGCGUAGGAAGAGGGACUCAUUUUUAUGGGUUCUCUUUAAUGGAGAUAUUAGACUUUAGUGUUUUUUUUUUCCUCUUCCUUUUUCGGCCUGGGAUUUUAUUUUAUACUUAUUAUAUUGUAAUUUAUGUCUAGUAUAUUCAAACUUAUUUUUUGCUUGACCAAAACAUUGGAAAAGGUGGGCAAGAAAGGAUGUCAAACGACCUCAAAAUUGGGUGUAAAAAUAACUUUGUCACCUAAUAUUGGCAUAUUCUAAUGGAUCGAUCUUAAGAUCAACCACCAUUCACCAAGGCACAAACAAAACCAAUGAACCUAAAACAUCAAGUCUACCUCUCCUUGACCUCUUUAUGAUUGGAAGUUGGGAGUCUUAUUUUCUUAAUACUGAAGCGGACCAUGGGAAAACUAGUGCGUUAGACCAAGUCUCCCACAUGCUGUCUUCUUAAAUUAGCCAUCAAAAUUUAGUUUAGUAAGCUACACUGCAAAAUUGAGCUUUCUGAAACUCGAAUUGUUGGUAUAAUUCGCUAUGUGAAGAAUAAACUACACUGUAAAUUACCAGUAGUCCAUGCAAGAACAUAAGCCAUCUUGAAAAUGAUGGAACCUUAAUCGAUCUCUAACAAUGACUUCAACUUUGAAAAUCUUGGAUAUUAACUUCAUCACCGUGUGACAAUCUCUGCAAAUUCGCAAGUUCUUGAAAAUACGAAUUGGCAACCCUGGUUUCGAAUUCAAAAGUGCAAAUGCAACAGCAAGCCUCUCGCUAUGCAACCUAAGGGCUAGCCCCUUCCCAUCAGAGGAUUCGUCUAUCAUGGCUGCCGGUGAAGUGUCAGUAACAUACCCAAUUGACUUCAAUUUUUCUUCAAUAAGUUUUAGAUGCUGGUAAAUUUCUUUUGUUUGAGGAUGAGAUGUAUCUCCAGCGAAAAAUUCAUGAGCAAAGCCGCCGACUUCAACUAGACUACAACCAGGCUCUUUGUUUACACCCUUUUCAGUCAUCAAUUUCCUAAUCAUACCAACCUCGUUCCAACGAUCGGCAGAUGCAUAUACUCUGGAUAAAAGCACAUACUCGCCGCUACUAUCGCUGCCUUUCGCCUCAAUCAUCUGUCUGCAUAUUUCCUCAGUAAGUUCCAAACCUGCAUUUUGCUUGCAACAAGCAUCAAGUAGACACCUCCAAAUGAUCAAAUCUGGUUUCAUCGGCAUACUGGUUACAAUAUUAAGAGCUUCAUCAAUAAGGCCUGCUCGAGCAAGAAGAUCAACAAGACAACCAUAAUGUUCCAAAACAGGCUCGAUGUUAUACUCAUUCUUCAUCUUCUUGAAAUAUUCUCUACCUUCAUCAACAAAACCUCUAUGACUACAUGCGCUCAAAAUACCAAGAAAUGUGAUCGAAUUUGGAACUAGACCAUCAUCAACCAUUCUUCCAAAAUACUCCAAAGCCGCCUCAACCUUCCCAUGCAUUGCAAAACCUAAGAUAAUUGAAUUCCAUGAAUUGACAUCGCGAAUCUCCAUCCCCUCAAAAACUUGCACGGCAAAAUUCAAUGCUCCGCAUUUAAAAUACAUUUCAACCAAAGAAUUAUUUACCAAAACCUCAAUAUUGGGAUCAUAUUUACACUUCUUUAGUACGUAAAGAUGAGCCCAUAUCCCUAAAGACAGAGCCCCUAAACCAGCACAAGCAGCUAUGAGACUCUGCACGGUAUAUCCAUCAGGCUCAAACAACAUUUGCAUCUCAGUGAACAUUCUCAACGCAUCUUCAUAUUCACCGAACUCAGCUAAAGCAUUUAUCAUAGCAUUCCACGACACAACACUUCGCUCAGGCAUUUUCUCAAACACUUUCCUCGCAUACUUCAAGCAUCCGCAGGACGAAUAGAAAUGGAUCAAACUAUUGUUUAUGUACAUAUCUGAACCGAACCCACGUUUAACAGCUUGUGCAUGAACUUGUUUUCCCUCCAAUAAAGCAAACAAAUAAGCACAAGCUUUAAGGACGAAGGGAAAAGUGUAGUUGUCAGGUACAACGUUUACUUGAUCCAACAUUUGGUAAAAGACGAAUAAUGAUUUUUGCUUGUGGUCUGGGCUGUAAGAAUAUGCUCUGAUGAGAGUGUUCCAGACAAAUGAGCCGUAUUCAUCGGGGCCGGUGCGGAAAAAUUGAGCAUGGAUUUGUUUGAGAUGAGAGAGGUCGGUGCAUUGGUGACUUUGGUGUAAGAGAGGCACUAUAUGGGUGGGAGCAGGGGUGGUAACUGAAGUUGAGACGGGAGGAGUGGUUGCGCCGGUGACGGAUAUCAGAGGUCCGGCGACGGUUGCAAGCAUAAUGUAAGCUAAAAUAUUUGGCCCGUCAGCUGCUAUUUCGUCUUAAAUUGAUGAGUUCGAUACUUCGAUUAAAACAUCGGCUUUUGGUUUUGGGUUGGGUCCUCCUGCGAAGUGCUAAAACACACGUUGACUCUUCAGAGUUGUUGACACGAC